This is a messenger RNA of Pipistrellus nathusii (Nathusius's pipistrelle), 1317 nucleotides long. NCBI's taxonomy places the organism in Eukaryota, Metazoa, Chordata, Mammalia, Chiroptera, Vespertilionidae. The record is from the annotation of a GenBank genome assembly.
AUGGCCCUGAGAGGCGUCUCCGCGCGGCUGCUGCGCCGCGGGCCCCUCCUGCGCGGGCUGCGCGGGUGGGGCUCGGCCGCGGCGCUGACCGAGAAGGGCGAGAAGACUCGGACCCGACCGGACAAAUCCUUGCGUCCUGUGUUUGACUGGAGAGACCCGCUGGUGCUGGAGGAGCAGCUGACAGCUGAUGAGAUUCUCAUCCGGGACACUUUUCGUACCUACUGCCAGGAGCGUCUGAUGCCCCGCAUUCUGCUGGCCAAUCGCAACGAAGUUUUUCACCGGGAGAUCAUCUCAGAGAUGGGGGAGCUUGGUGUGCUGGGCCCCACUAUCAAAGGGUUUGGCUGUGCUGGAGCCUCAUCUGUGGCGUAUGGGCUCCUGGCCCGAGAACUGGAGCGGGUGGAUAGUGGCUACAGGUCGGCAAUGAGUGUCCAGUCCUCCCUUGUCAUGCACCCCAUCUACGCAUAUGGCAGCAAAGAGCAGCAGCAGAAGUACCUGCCCCGGCUGGCCAAAGGGGAGCUCUUGGGCUGUUUCGGGCUCACGGAACCCAAUCACGGGAGUGACCCUGGCAGCAUGGAGACCAGAGCACGCCACAACCCGUCCAGCAGGAGCUACACCCUCAAUGGGGCCAAGACGUGGAUCACCAACUCGCCUGUGGCCGACCUGUUUGUAGUGUGGGCUAAGUGCGAAGAUAAUUGCAUUCGUGGCUUCCUGCUGGAGAAGGGGAUGCAGGGCCUCUCGGCCCCCAAGAUCGAGGGCAAGUUCUCCCUGCGGGCCUCAGCCACGGGUAUGAUUAUCAUGGACGAUGUGGAGGUACCAGAGGAGAACGUGCUGCCCAAUGCCUCCGGGCUGGCGGGUCCCUUCGGCUGCCUAAACAAUGCCCGGUAUGGUAUUGCCUGGGGUUCACUUGGAGCUGCUGAGUUCUGUUUGCACACAGCCCGGCAGUACACCCUGGACAGGAUACAGUUUGGUGUCCCACUGGCCAGGAAUCAGCUGAUUCAGAAGAAGCUGGCAGACAUGCUCACCGAGAUCACACUGGGCCUUCAUGCCUGCCUGCAACUUGGCCGCUUGAAGGAUCAAGACAAGGCCACUCCGGAAAUGGUCUCCCUGCUGAAGAGGAAUAACUGUGGGAAGGCCCUGGACAUCGCCCGCCAGGCCCGAGACAUGCUGGGGGGAAAUGGGAUUUCUGAUGAGUACCAUGUGAUCCGGCAUGCCAUGAACCUGGAGGCUGUGAACACCUAUGAAGGUACUCAUGACAUUCACGCUUUGAUUCUCGGAAGGGCAAUAACAGGGAUCCAGGCAUUCACAGCCGGCAAGUGA